UUGACCCGAACUGGUGCUCGGAUGGUGUCGUAUCCCGAGUCAGUGAUGUGUCUCCGGACUUUGUGUUUUGUUUUGACCGCUGCCUGCUUUGUGAUGAGCUGUCAUCGAGCGACUGGAGAGAUUUGUCCAAGCAAGGACAUCCGGAACAAUGUGACCAAGCUCCAGACGCUCGAGAACUGCACUGUGAUCGAAGGCCACCUGAAGAUCUUACUCAUGUUCAGGACCAAGCCAGAGGAUUUCCGGGGCCUCAGUUUUCCCAAGCUGACAGUGGUCACAGACUAUCUGUUGCUCUUCAGGGUUUAUGGCCUGGAAAGUCUCAGCGAUCUCUUCCCCAACCUAACAGUCAUCAGAGGCAACAACUUAUUCUUCAACUAUGCCCUAGUGGUGUUUGAGAUGCUCCAGCUGCGAGAGAUCGGCCUCCAAAGCUUGAUGAACAUCACCCGAGGAGCAGUGAGAAUUGAGAAGAACCCAGAUCUCUGCUAUCUCUCCACUCUGGACUGGUCCAAGAUCCUGGACUCAGUAGAGGACAACUACAUCAUGGCCAACAAGAACGACAGAGAGUGUGGAGACGUGUGCCCAGGGGCAGCCAUCGGAAAGACCACCUGUCAGACAACAACCAUCAACGGACACUUCAGCGAACGCUGCUGGACGCAGAAUCACUGUCAAAGAAUGUGUCCUGUUCAGUGCAAACACCGGGCCUGCACCAAGGAUGACCAGUGCUGCCACGACCAGUGCCUGGGCGGCUGCCUGAAGCCCAACUCAGCCAGUCACUGCGUGGCCUGCCGCGGCCUCCAGCACGAGGGUAACUGUGUGGAGCGAUGCCCCGAAAACCACUUCACCUACAAGGGCUGGCGCUGCGUGUCCUUCGCCUUUUGCCAGGAUCUUCACAAUAGAUGCAAGCGGGAGAAGGAACGCAGCAAGAGCCCCGACUGCCACGAGUACGUAAUCCACAACGGUGCCUGCAUCCCUGAGUGUCCCUCCGGCUACACGACCGUCAACUCCUCCUCCCUCAACUGCACUCCCUGUGCAGGGCUCUGUCCUAAGGUGUGUAUGGGCCUGAAAACGGUGGACUCUGUCACUGCUGCCCAGGCUUUGAGAGGCUGCACUGUUCUCAAUGGGAGCCUGGUCAUCAACCUGCGUGGAGGAAACAACAUAGCAGCUGAACUGGAGGCCAGCUUGGGCCAGCUGGAGGAGAUCACUGGCUACCUGACAGUGCGACGUUCCUACGCCCUUGUGUCCCUCUCGUUUUUCCGCAAACUCCAUGUUAUUCGUGGAGAGGAACAGGAAAUCGGGAAUUACUCGUUUUAUGCCCUGGACAACCAGAACCUGCGGCAGCUCUGGGACUGGUCCAAACACAAGCUCACCAUCCUACAGGGGCGCAUGUUUUUCCACUACAACUCCAAACUCUGUAUGUCUGAGAUUCGCAAGAUGGAAGCUGUCACGGGAACCAAAGAGCGGCAGGUGAAGAACGACAUCGCCUCCAAGACCAACGGAGACCAGGCCUCGUGCGAGAACCACGUGUUGAAGUUUACCCAGAUCCGAACCAUGAGCGAUAAAAUAAUGGUCAAGUGGGAACCCUUCUGGCCUCCAGACUUCAGAGACCUGCUGGGGUUCAUGGUGCUUUACAAAGAAGCACCUUUUCAGAACGUAACCGAGUUUGAUGGGCAGGAUGCCUGCGGCUCCAAUAGCUGGGUGAUCGCUGAUGUGGACCCUCCACGUCGAGCCACAGAGGGGGACAAAGAGCAGUUUGAACCGGGUCAUCUCAUCCUGCCGCUGAAGCCCUGGACACAGUACGCCAUAAUGGUGAAAACCCAGCUCUCAGCCUCCGAUGAGCACCAGGUCCACGGAGCCAAGAGCGAGAUCAUCUAUGUUCGCACCAACGCCACCAAACCCUCGGUCCCGCUGGACCCCAUUUCCUCGUCCAACUCUUCCUCCCAGAUCAUCCUCAAGUGGAAACCUCCCAAUGACCCCAACGGUAACAUCACUCACUAUCUGGUCUUCUGCCAACGCCAGCCUGAAGCCAGCGAGCUCUACAAGUUUGACUACUGUCAAAAGGGGAUGAAGUUGCCAUCACGGGUGCCAACUCAGGUGGACAGUGACGAGGAGCAGAAGUGGAACCAGACAGAGGAGCAGGGCCAGGGUACACGAUGCUGCGCCUGCCCCAAAACCGACAAGGAGCUCAAGAAAGAGAAAGAGGAUUCAGAGUACCGCAAAACCUUUGAGAAUUACCUACACAAUGAAGUCUUCGAGAUCAAACGCUCACGACAGCGACGCUCUGUGAUGGGCGUUGCCAACCGCACGCACCCCUUCCACACCACCGCCCCAAGCCCGCCAGAGGGGACACAGAUCCCUGACGACGAGGACGAGGACACCUUCGAAAGCACCAAGACAGUGGUCACCGUCCACGCCAAAGAGUCCACUGUCAUCUCCAACCUGCGGCACUUCACCAGCUACCAGAUCGAGAUCCAUGCCUGCAACCACCCGACCGACCCGGCCCGCUGCAGCAUGGCAGCGUAUGUCAGCGCCCGCACAAUGCCCGAAGACAAAGCUGAUGACAUCGUGGGUCCAAUCAGUUACGAGGUGACGGAAAAUACAGUGCACAUCACGUGGCAGGAGCCCGUAGCCCCUAAUGGUAUGAUCAUCCUGUACGAGGUCAACUACAAGAGACUGGGAGACACCGAGGAGUUGCACUACUGCGUGUCGAGGAACAUGUACAAAGUGAGCCGCGGCUGCAAGCUGAAAGUGAUGCAUCCUGGGAACUACACGGUGAGGAUCCGGGCCACAUCGCUGGCUGGGAACGGAUCCUGGACCGAGCCGACAUACUUUUACGUCCAGGACGCAAGCGAUCCUCUCUACAUUGUAAAGAUCGUCAUUGGGCCGGUCAUCUGCUUCGUCCUGCUGCUGUUUGUGUCCGUGGCAGGAUUCGUCAUGUUCAAGAAGAAUCAAACUCAAGGGCCAAGUGGUCCCAUCUACGCCUCUUCAAACCCAGAGUAUCUCAGUGCUAAUGACGUGUACGAGGAGGACGAGUGGGAGGUGGCCAGAGAGAAGAUCAACAUUUUGAGGGAACUGGGUCAGGGCUCCUUCGGCAUGGUCUAUGAGGGCAUCGCCAAGGACAUCAUCAAGGGCGAGGUGGACACGCACGUAGCCGUGAAGACGGUGAACGAGUCGGCCAGCCUGAGGGAGAGAAUCGAGUUCCUGAACGAGGCCUCGGUCAUGAAGGCCUUCAGCUGCCACCAUGUGGUGCGUCUGCUGGGUGUCGUGUCUAAGGGCCAGCCCACCCUGGUGGUGAUGGAGCUGAUGACCCACGGAGACCUGAAGAGCUACCUGCGCUCUCUGCGACCUGACGCUGAGAACAACCCCGGGCGUCCACCGCCCACUCUGAAGGAGAUGAUCCAAAUGGCUGCUGAGAUUGCGGACGGCAUGGCUUACCUUAACGCCAAGAAGUUUGUCCACAGGGACCUGGCAGCCAGAAACUGCAUGGUCGCUCACGAUCUCACCGUCAAAAUAGGAGACUUUGGUAUGACGAGAGACAUCUACGAGACCGACUACUACCGGAAAGGAGGGAAGGGCCUUCUGCCCGUCAGGUGGAUGGCACCUGAGUCUCUGAAGGACGGAGUCUUCACUGCUCAUUCAGACUGCUGGUCGUUUGGGGUUGUGCUGUGGGAGAUCAGCACGCUGGCCGAGCAGCCGUACCAGGGCUUGUCCAACGAGCAGGUCCUCAAGUUUGUCAUGGACGGGGGCUACCUGGACCGACCGGACAACUGCGCUGACAGAUUACACAAUCUGAUGCAGAUGUGUUGGCAGUACAACCCCAAGAUGCGUCCCACCUUCCAGGAGAUCAUCGAGAUGCUGCGCGAGGACCUGCAUCCUUCCUUCCAGGAGGUCUCCUUCUUCUACAGUGAGGAGAACAAGCCGCCUGAGAGCGAAGAUUUUGACCUGGACAUGGAAAACAUGGAGAGCAUCCCGCUGGACCCGUCGUCCUACUCGCAGAGGGAGCAGUGUUUGGACAGGGACGAGGCCUCCUCCAUGGGCCUGAGGGGCAGUUACGAGGAGCACCACAUCCCAUUCACACACAUGAACGGGGGAAAGACCAAUGGACGAAUACUGGCCCUACCGCGGUCCAGCCCCUCCUAACAUACUGCACACAUCCCACGCAAACACAUUGAUACUAUAGAUUUGAAUAUAUUUUUGUCUUUGUUGUCAUUUUAUAUAGAUCACACUUUUAUCACACUCUCUUCAGAAGCCCCUCAGUGCAAAUCUCAGGACCUUAUUUUUCUCCUCAGAUGCCACAAACACACACUACAGUAAGUCCCUUCACGGACGCCAGAAGACACUUUUUUGUAUUUAAGGAUGAAUCUCCUGCGUCUCUCUUGUUAAUGAUUGUAGUUUAUAUACUGUAUAUAUAUUGCCAAGUUUGUGCUAGACUGGGUGGAUAAUGGAUUCAACUGUGAAACAAACUCUUGACAAACAAGAAGGCUGCUAAACCCACUGUCCCUCCCUAAAUCCAGACUGUGUCCCUCCCCCCUAUUUCAACAAAAGGGUUCAUCCCUGGGUUGCUAAGUUUUGGAAAAAGUGCCCUUCUAUUUUGUCUGUGGCCUCCAUCAGUUGUCAUGGGACUGUGUCUGAAUCUUUGUACACAAGCGGAUGACGAACUGAAAAUGAAAGAUUUUGGGAACUCUGUGUUGGAUGGUCGAAGACGGUCCAACCUCGAACAAACUCUUAUCCACUGGAGAAGCUUGUUGAAGUGGCUUACCUCCUCACACUCUGCAGUAUUCCAAAAUGGCUCACAGGAUUAACACAGGACUUUUGUCAGGU
Xiphias gladius (swordfish) is the source of this 4815-nucleotide messenger RNA. It is a transcript of the gene insra, whose product is annotated as insulin receptor a. Gene Ontology annotation, biological process: multicellular organism development; glucose homeostasis; protein autophosphorylation. The transcript has 21 exons. Gene Ontology annotation, molecular function: ATP binding; insulin receptor substrate binding; insulin receptor activity. Gene Ontology annotation, cellular component: insulin receptor complex; membrane; axon. The record is from RefSeq and is a predicted model, not a curated record. Bases 22 to 4134 code for a protein of 1370 amino acids. Lineage: Eukaryota; Metazoa; Chordata; Actinopteri; Istiophoriformes; Xiphiidae.